Molecule: messenger RNA, 3280 nt
Organism: Aspergillus nidulans FGSC A4
Lineage: Eukaryota; Fungi; Ascomycota; Eurotiomycetes; Eurotiales; Aspergillaceae
Product: putative regulatory protein Ral2
Exons: 1
Coding region: 659-3280 (873 amino acids)
Source: RefSeq, a predicted model, not a curated record
GGUACCCCCAUCUCUUCUUCCACGGUUCCCCCUCACCGUAUCGCUGUGGCUCCGAGUGCUGAUCUGCCAGACUCUGCGACAGGUGGUUGGGUCAUUAAGCACACCACAUUCACUAAAAUCAAGACAAGAGCGACUCACGAUUCAUAAACCUCCUCCGAACUCCCUCCGAACUCCGGAUCAACUGUCUCGCGAACUUCAGCCUACCUCUUGAAAACGAAACGUUGGAUCGAUAGCGGCGGGGAAGCCACCAUAGUGCUCAGUGCGCUGAUUAUUUUCGUCGUCCGUCCGCCCCUGACCUGGCCAAACCGCCUGCUACGAUCUAAACGUCCACUGUCGAGACCGCUUCCUCCAGACCUGUUCUGAUUUUUUUUUGAAUACUCGUGCUCGGUUGAAUUCCAGCUCUGACCUUGUUCGUCCUGCUUACGACGCCCAUGCUACCCUGUCGCUUCGAGAUUUUUCUAGCGCCGCGCACGGAGAUAAGCUGUUGAGCCUUAGUCUGAGAAGACAAUCAUACCGGGAUAAUUACGUUUGAGCCAGAAAACCGACGCAUACCUUCUGCUCAAAAGGAACUACAGUAGAGGAGCUUUAUUGCAUACUCUAAUAAUAAUCUGGAAGUGGGAUCUGCGAUAGUUCGACUUGGAGGUCCUCUGCCUUCAAGAUGAUGUCGAGAAGCCAGUCGAGCCUGGGUCACCUGGAUUCUUUCCGGGAUGAGCAUCCUCACACUGGUGUGUCUCCAGGGACGCCGGCUCCCAAUUCCUCGCCGAAUCCGGUCAAUCUGUCGGGUCUUGUGUGUAAUGUUCGCCGCACCUCCGGACGCGAACCCCCUCCUCUUGUUGGAGCGACCACAACCAUUCUCGGUGACAAACUUUAUGUCUUUGGUGGCCGUAUCCUUUCGAAGACCCGGCCACACCUGACGUCCGACAUAUACGAGCUGGACUUGAUUCGGCGUCACUGGUCCAAGAUCGAGGCUUCUGGCGAUAUCCCCCGCCCACGGUAUUUUCAUAGUGUUUGCGCGCUUGGGGACAGCAAGCUUGUGUGCUACGGUGGAAUGUCUCCGAUCGCAAACCCCCCAAAGGACUCGACAAAUGGUGGGAAUGAGCCACAACCAGAAGUGGUGGUGAUGUCUGAUAUCAACAUAUUCGACGUCCCAACUCGAACAUGGACCAGGAUAAAUACUCACGACUCUCCUCAAGGGCGAUACGCGCACUGUGCGACAAUAUUACCUUCCAGUGCUUAUUUCACCUCGGCGACUGCUCCCCUCUCAGCGAUUCACCACAAUCCUGCGUCUGCGAACCCUCACCAGGGUUCCAUUGGCGUGGACAUUGACGGCCUUGGUGGAGCAGAAAUGGUUGUAGUUGGUGGACAGGACAGCACGAACCGCUACAUCGAACAGAUUAGUGUAUUCAACCUGCGGAGCUUAAAGUGGACCAAUACGAGCCCUUUAGGACGAAGUUGCGGCGCGUAUAGGAGCGUCGCUGCUCCUUUGACUGGAAUGAGAUUGUCUGAUAUCGGGAGCGCGUCUGCUGACCAAGAGGCGCAAGACCCAAUAGAGGACGUAGGAGCUCCGGGAUUUCCGAUGUUGAUUUACUCCAACUAUAACUUUCUGGACGUCAAGCUGGAGCUCCAGAUUCGAUUACCGGAUGGUCGUCUGGUUGAGAAGCCUAUGCCGAGUCAGGCAUCCCCGCCUGGUUUGCGAUUCCCAAACGGUGCCGUUAUUAACGGGCACUUUGUGGUCAGCGGCACUUACCUCACUUCUUCAAAGCAAGAAUACGCGCUGUGGGCGCUAGACCUGAAGAGUCUCACCUGGGGCCGGAUUGAUGCUGGCGGGUCUGUGUUUGGACAUGGUAGCUGGAAUCGUGGUGUACUGUGGUCGAGGAGGAAUACAUUUGUCAUUCUUGGCCAUCGCAAACGCAACCUCGUCGAGGAUUACAACCACCGCCGCAUCAACUUUACCCAUUUGUGUAUGGUUGAGCUAGAGGCCUUCGGGCUCUACAAUAACCCUUGCAGAACCUCCCCAACGUCCGCAUAUAUUUCCCAUAGUGGUCCCGCAGUUCCUGCGUCCUUCCAGCAGAAGCUGGCCCAAUUGAGAUCGGGCGGCCGCCCGUUUUCUGCCGCAGCGGCUGAGCUGGGACGCCUUGCGCAGACUGUUCCUGAAAUGGCUGAUAUGGAGCUCCAGGCCGUAGGGGGAGAGCGGAUAUCCGUAAAUUCACGAAUCCUCAGUCGGAGAUGGGGCCCAUACUUCAUUCAACUUCUCCGCGAAUCCUCCGAUACAGCCUCAGAUACGGCGACUCUCCGAACCGGAUUGCAGCCGUAUCCCAGCCGCAAUUCUAGUAUAACGAUAACACCCUCAUUAGACCACGGCAGCACAUACUCCAACGCCACAACCCUCGCCAGCAGCAACAACAACCCGGCCAAAUCCAUCCUUGCAAACCUCGAACUUCCCUCCGCACACAGUCUUCCCCCCACAUCUCGCCCCCGGGUGCUAUUCCUCCCGCACACUGUUCUCACUCUUCAAGUACUCGUCUUUUACCUCUACACCUCAGCCCUACCCCCCGUUGGAUCCCCCCUUUGCACGCCUCAAAUUCUCUGCUCCCUCCUCCAACUUGCCCGCCCCUACCAGGUUGACGGCCUACUUGAAGCCGUCGUCGAACGCCUUCAUCAAGUCCUCGAUGGCCGCAACGCUGCUGCCGUCUUCAACGCCGCCGCCAUGGCCGCCGGUGGCGGUAGAGGAACCGGCUUCAUUAGCGGGCCCGGCGGCACACUUGAAGCCCUCAACGGCGCCCACGCCGCCAACGAGCUCGCAGACCUCACCAACGCUAUCUCCCUCACCGAUACCCGUAGCCGCCUGAACUCCGACUCAUCCGACACUGAACAUGGCACUGCGUCUGCCGUCUCCGUCGCAAGCAGCAGCGCCGGCGGUGGUACACGCGGCGUCCCCCUCCGCAUCAACACCAAUAUCUUUUCCCGCCGCCAGGGCCGCGAGCGCGAGGACUCCAUCAGUAACGCUAGCACAUCGUCUGCGUCGGCUACUAGCUACGAUUUCUCUGAUUCUGAGGGUCUGCCUGGUGAUAUGGCGCGGUCUUCACGCCGGAGGAGAGGCACGCAUGGCGAUAACGAGGUUUGGACAGGAGAUCUCAGUAGUGUGAUUGGACUGCAGAAGCGUGGGCUCCGCGGUCUGAUGGAGGGCCGGCGGUUGAGAGAGCGGAGCGCGAAACCCCCCAGCUCGGGCCAGGCUUCAGUUGCGGCGGUCCCAGUGGAUCAUACUGCCAAUGUCAUUUGA